Molecule: messenger RNA, 5526 nt
Organism: Amaranthus tricolor (Joseph's coat)
Lineage: Eukaryota; Viridiplantae; Streptophyta; Magnoliopsida; Caryophyllales; Amaranthaceae
Exons: 2
Coding region: 1412-3235 (607 amino acids)
Source: RefSeq, a predicted model, not a curated record
UAUUGAUUAAGUAACCAAUUUAACUAAAAAUUUAAACUGAUAGUUAAUGCUCUAUUAUCGCUUCAGAAUAUGUUAUAUACUCUAUCAAUAUUUACCCAGUUACACUUGCAAUACUCCUCUGUUCUAUUAAAAAUGCCUAAACAAAGAAAAUUUAAUAGAAAAACAAACAAAAAAUGAUGAUUUAUAACAGAAGAUAGAAACUAAGAUGAAAGUAUAAUCAUUUUCAUUUUUUCUUGUAGUCCAAAAUCAGGAUGGUCAUUAACAUUUUGUUUAAUCAUAAAUUCAUAAUCCUUGAAAAAAAAAAUUGUUCACUUUUGUGGACAACCAAUGAAAUUAAUUUAUUAUUUUAUGUAUACAAUCUAAACUUUUUAGGAUUAAGGCCAAUAGUGUCUGCAGUGUUCCAGUCCACAUUGUGGACAUCUUAAUUAUACCCUAAAGAAUUCCUAAAAAAUUUGGCUUGAUUAAAUCGUUAACUUACCUAUCAAAUAAACUUCGACCAACAUUACAUUGGGUGUUUGGUAAUUGUUUGUUGUCUUGUUUGACCAGCUGGAAAUAUUUGUUGUUUUUAUUGGCUUUGUUAGUUGAAAAAGCUAGUUGUUUGUGGAGAUGUUUGAUAAAAUUUGAAUAUUGGCUAUUGGCUGUUUAUGAGAGAAAAAAUAGGCCGACAAGCCAAAAACCAACUAAAAAAAGCUAGCCAUAGCAGCUUUUUCAUUUUGGCUUCAAAGCUAGCUUUUCAGCUGCUUUAAACAACCAACAAAUUAAUAGCCAAAAACCAAACCAGAAAUUUAAGAAAUAAGUUAAAAUUCAAAAAUAAGUUGCAGGAAAAUUUUUGUGAAACUUCGACCAAGAUUACACAGUUUCGACCGAGUCUCUGAUAUUUAAGCUAAGCCCAAUUAAACCCCCAAAGUUUCUGUUGCAAAUCAGUAAGCUUCGCCCGAUUUGCCACUCGCUUCGAUCGAUAUUCCAUAUUAAACUUGGACUGAAUUCUCACGGCUACGCCGGAGAUUGGUGUCAAUUCGCGAUAUUCAAAAAUUUAGUGCAAGUAAUUUUCAGGAAAAUGUUUAUCAGAUCUCCACCGAAAUGCUGAAGCUUCGACCCAAUUCUAGUUAACUCAACAAUUGCUACUGGAAAAAAUUAGAAUGAAGCAUCGGCCCGAUGUUUUGUAGCUUCGAUCGAAUCUACAGGUUGUAGAAUUAUUUCAGUGGGCUUCGACCGAACCAUUGUGGAAUCUGGAUCGAGACUGGAGCCGGUCAACUUUAAUUUCAGAUCUUUGAGCCAUUGUCAUUCCACUUUCAUAAUUUUCACACUCUCUUAAAACCCUAACUUUUCUACACUUUAUCUUUACUCACCAAAAAUCAUCUUCUCCGUUUCCCUUUCUUCCAUUAACACAAAACUCACCAAUUUACUCGCUAUGGCUCCUAAAUCUGGGAAAAAGAGAAGUCUCAAAGAGAGGUUAAAGGAUUCUUCUAGAAGUUCUAAAGGGAAAGCAGUUGCAGCUUCAAGCCAUGCCAUGGAAGAGGAUAUUCAAGAAGAGGCACAUGUAGCUGGAGCUCUAAAACGACUUCCGGAGCAAUCACCAACCAUGGCUCCUAAAUCUGGUGAAAAGAGAAGUCUCAAACAGAGGCUGAAGGGUUCUUCUAAAAGUUCUAAAGGGAAAGCAGUUGCAACUUCAAGCCAUGCCAUGGAAGAGGAUGUUCAAGAAGAGGCGCAUGUAGCUGAAGCUCCAAAACGUCUUCCGGGGCAGGAGAUUUGGUUUGAUGCUGAUUUUAAUGGGGUAAUUUUCUCUUCCCAAGAACAAUUUGAUAAAUUUCAAGCAUUUAAAAAGCGAGGUAUCCAACAUACCCGUUACAUUUUUGAUGGCAUUAUAAAGAAAAUGGGUGUGUGGGAUGCCUUUGCUCAUCUCAUGAUUACUUGUGGUCUUAAGGGUUGGUUAGAUAUGUGGCAUAUGUCUUUUGAGGCUUGGACUUAUGAGUUCUUAAGCUCUCUUAAGCCGGGUACAGUAGAUGGGAAUGAUGCUCUAUUCUUUAGACUAGAGAAUCACUCCUAUUCACUCACUUACCCACAAUUUUGCAAGGUCUUCAAUUUUGAUGAAGAGCCAGCCCCUAAGGAAGGCGCUUCAGCCGAGAGAGUUUAUGAUCUCUACCCGAGAAUUUCAGGGCAACUAGUAUAUCCAAGUGCUAAUCUGUAUCUUGCAGAUGUGCAACAUCCGGUAUUGCGCCUUUUCCUUAAGUUCUGCAGAGCUUGUUUAUUUGCUGGGACGGGACCUCAUUUACUCCGUCUAGCUGAGAUUUAUUUGUUGUGUCGGGCGCUGGCCCCUUAUGAUGAUACCCGCUUCCGUCUUCCUUUGUUUUUGUGGGAUCAUCUUCUCACGGUUGCUUCCUCUAAGGGAACACAACCAUUGUGUGUUGGGGGUCAUGUGACCCACCUUGCAUGUUUCCUUGGGUUUGCAGACCCUUCUGUACAUUCCCCCGAGAAUUAUAAGCUAAGUAAAAUCACUGCCACUCAUCUUGUGAACUCCAAGUUCAUUAUCACUAAGCCAUUCGCAUGGCGAUUGAACCCGAAUCGAUCUAACCGCACCAUCCCCAUGCCCUUUGAGAUAAAGCUUCCCCCUCUAGAUCCUUUUAGAGAUUCAUACCUUAUUGAGGGUGAGGUUCCUGUCUACCCAAGAGACGAGCACGCUGUUUCUCAACGUGUGCGAUCCUAUCCCCAAAGAGGGAGACCUAUGCUUUCUCCCACGGUUACACCCCAUUCUUCCACUGCAGAAGGCUCUCAGGGGCCUGAGCUAUCAUUUGAGGAGCAGAUACUGUCACGGUUAAGUCAACUAGACAUUAACCAAUGCACCUUGCUCGCUAACCAGAAGUCUAUGCAAACCUAUAUGUAUAGUCUAGGGGCAAGGGUGGACAAGCUAAGCGAUGAUAUUGAACGACUUAGUCAACCUUGGUAUGACUUUGCCUACCGUAGCCAUAUGGUGCCUCGUACAGCUGUAACCCCAUCGUGGUACGAGAGGCCCCAAAAGACCGACAUGUUUGACGUAGACUUGAGUCGGGGCCUUGGAGGGUUACAGAUUGGUGAUCAUCGAUUCACCAAUGCUCCUAGGCGUAAGUUUGACCCAACUUUUUCUGUGCAUGAAGGAGGAAGUGGUAAUGGUGAGGAUGACUUCCAAGAUGAUGGUAAUGAUGAGGAUAACCCUCACGAUGUCUUCAAUUUCCCAGGAGAUCCAGGUUCAUUUUCUUAGGAUGUUUUGCAUGUUUUGUACAAUAUUUGUUUUGUUUGUUUUCCUUUUUGUUGCAGAUUUGGUGAAGCACACUGUCUACACCUUGUACAUAGUUUUGCUCUGUUAGGUAUAUAUUUUAAUCUACAUCUCUCUUCAUCUCUUCUAGCUCCACAAAAUUUGUCCCACCUAUUCCCAUACUAACCAUCCUUGCAUAAAUUCUCGCACAUCUAUUUACUAGCCACAACAAAACUUAGCAUCAUCAUUUAUCACCUACAUAAACCCCAAUCUAAUUUUAUUAUAUUUGUUGCUUUCAAACCGCGAGAUUUAAAAGUGUUGGGUUUAUUUGAUUUUGGAGGGUUUGGGUUGAUGAGUAUAUAAGUUAUAUUCUUUGCAUAUUCUGGUUGUUGGCUUGUCUACUGAAUUUGAUGGUUAUCUCAGGGCGAUGGAAGAAGUGUGAGGGUUAAUUGUGACUGUUUCUUUUUUUAUUGUUCUACUUUCCCUUUUUGUUUGUUCUAGGCAUGGGGGUCUAUGAGGGACACUGGGUUAAUCUAAGAAGUUUUAAACCUUUUUAGCUGCAGUCAUUUGUAUCCUUUUGCUAAUUGCUACCAUGAGGAGGGAUGCGUAGGCUUUAUGUGGGCCCACUUUGGCCUCCCUAUUACUUUAUAGUCCUUUUACACUUUGAGGACAUUGUGCUACUCAGACAUGGGGAGGGACAUGGCACGCCAUUUCAUUCUUUGGGUUUUUGGUUUUUGGUUUUGUUUUUCUCAUGUAUUAUCUUUCUGUUUAGAAAAAAAAAAUUACAAGAACCUAGCUUGGCAUUAGGUCAAGGCAAAAGUAAGGUUUAAAUAAAAAAAGAAGGAAAAAAAAAGGGAAAACCCUGCUUGGCAUUAGGUCAAGGCAAAAGUAAAGUUUAAAUAAAAAAAGAAGGUAAAAAGAAAAAAUAAAAAAAUAAAAAAACUAAUGAGUGGCUACAUUGAAAAUCAACAAGGGCGGUGUAGGCAAAAGGAGAGGCUUAAGAUGAAUUCUCAUUUUUUGGCGUGGCGUCAUAAGAAGGGAGUUUGGAGGCUUAUUUAGGUAGGUCACUCAUUUCGUAUUUGAAGCUAGGAACGGGUACUAGGAUAGAACCUCUACUUCGAGUUAUUAAGGGAGCUUGUGUUUCAAGAGGUAAGUAUUUAUCCAAGAGGGGAGCUUAUCUGGGACAUUCGCAAUGGUGCUUGUGAGGUAAUGUAGAUAGACUUUAGAUUAAGCCUAGAGGAAGUCAUGGGGGAAGAAAUUUUUUUAUAUUCACUGUAUAUGUGUGUAUGUAUAAUAGCCUGCCUCAACCUAUCUUUAAAGUUUUAGGUUCCAGGUAUUAGUAUGGGAAGUAAAAGGGGAUGAUAUUCGUUUGUGAAUAUUGUUAUUCAUGUUUAACUCGAGGACGAGCAAAACACUAGGCAUGGUGGAGUGACAAGUGUGGGAUUUUACACUUAUUGCUCUUCUAAGAGAUUUAUUUGGAGCAUGAUUAGUGAGUUUUGAGGUCAAAAGUUAUGGAAAUAAGCUAGAAUAGGUGCAUAUGUUAUUUUGUACUAUUUGGUGCCUUUAUGGAUAUUUUUGGAUACUUUCAAGCAACUUUUGAUCACACUGGUCCUUGAUUAAGUCCACCAAACAUCAAAAGAAUGAAUGUGCGUAAUUGGGACGACAUAUGGAGGCUGAAUCUCGAUCGAAACUGACCUUAAUCUCGGUUGAGGUAAGUUGUAUUACUCACUGGAAACUUUGCUCCUAAGUCUCGGUCGAGAUUAUAUUCGAUAAAAAAAAAAGUUCUAUCAAGUCUAAGUUCUAUACUCGGUCGAGAUUACUUUAAUCUCGAUUGAGACUGAUUAUAAUGAAAAGUUACUGGAAAUGUUCAAGUAUAAAUCUCAGUCGAGACUAAUCCGAAGAAAACAUCACCGCCCACAUCAAGUUUAACUUUAUGUUGAAAUUGAUUAAUUUCGGUCGAGACUUGGUCGAGACUGUCCAAUUUCGCCCGAGAUGGUCUGCGGUUAAGGAUUCAUUGUGUUGCUUCAGAAAUUAACAGGGAUUAAGGGGAGAUUAAUAAAGGGUUUUACAGCAAAAACCUUUGGAAUUCUUCAAAGGGCUUUAUAUAUUCAUGAGAUUUAUCAAUCAAAGGAGAUCCCCAAUUUGAUCUUUAAGCUUUCUAGAAUUUAGGUUUUCAAUUUCUUCAAGUUUUGUUUUACAUUUUGUAAUUCAAAAUUCUGGUUUCUUUUCAAGAAGGUUAUCUAUGAGUUUAUGUAUAAGAAUUUGGGUAUUACUAUUAUUUAUUAUUAUUAUUAUUA